This is a messenger RNA of Haliotis rufescens (red abalone), 3499 nucleotides long. Its product is annotated as protein Wnt-5a-like. Gene Ontology annotation, cellular component: extracellular region. Gene Ontology annotation, molecular function: frizzled binding; cytokine activity. Bases 209 to 1303 code for a protein of 364 amino acids. Gene Ontology annotation, biological process: cell fate commitment; multicellular organism development; neuron differentiation. NCBI's taxonomy places the organism in Eukaryota, Metazoa, Mollusca, Gastropoda, Lepetellida, Haliotidae. The record is from RefSeq and is a predicted model, not a curated record. The transcript is spliced from 5 exons.
GGACCGCUAGUCGAGGCAGCCCCGCGUUACUUUAUCCCAGGUAGACGGGUACACUACAGGAGUAUUGAAACCUCGGGACUCUGGUAAUACCAGCACUCGUAUUGUCCAUGUGAGGAUUACGUGUGUAUGCAUCUAAACCACGCAGAAUGCAAUAGAAGAUCCAGUGAAAUUAACAAGAAAACUGGAUUAUACAUCAGUGCUAUGAGCAAUGGCUCGACGCCGAUGGUGGCACCGCGGGGUCCUCUUACUAUGCCUACAAGCCAUGGUCGCAUCAGCACUGGACAUGUGGUGGAAUCUUGGCGUCCGGCCUUUCGACACGUGGAGGAACCCCCAGUUGUACAUUCUAGGGGCCACCCCGAUGUGCACCCAGUUGAAGGGCCUUUCCGCAGGGCAAACUAAGUUCUGUCAGUUGUAUCACGACCACAUGCCCAGCAUAGGCAGAGGGGCCAAGCUGGGGAUUGGAGAGUGUCAAUAUCAGUUCCGGUUCAGAAGAUGGAAUUGUAGUACAGUGGAUGAUACUUCGGUAUUCGGUCCUGUUGUUGCCAUUGCCAGCAGAGAAGCGGCAUUUACGCACGCAAUAUCCGCUGCCGGUGUCGUCCACGCUGUCAGCAGGUCGUGCAGGGAGGGGGAACUGGCAAGUUGUGGUUGUAGCCGGGCCAGGAGGCCAAAAGACUUGAAUCGAGAUUGGAUUUGGGGUGGCUGUGGAGACAAUAUAGAAUAUGGCUAUAGAUUCGCUAAAGCCUUCGUUGAUGUGCGCGAGAAGGAGAAGAAUCAUCCUCGGCAUUCUAGGGACCUAGCCCGGAUGAUAAUGAAUUUGCAUAAUAAUGAGGCGGGGAGAAAGUCUGUGUACAACUACGCCAAGGUGGCGUGCAAGUGCCAUGGCGUGUCCGGCUCCUGUAGCUUGAAGACCUGUUGGCAACAGCUGCCGUCUUUCAGAGAAGUGGGGGACCGUCUCAAAGAUAGAUACGAUGGUGCAACAGAGGUCAAGUUCAACAAAAGGGGAACAAAAUUAGUGCGCAAAAAUAAACGGUAUAACCGCCCCUCGAGGGAAGACGUGAUAUAUUUGGACGAGUCGCCCGACUAUUGUAAGUCGGAUCCUGAAACGGGAUCCUUCGGAACCAUUGGCCGGGAAUGCAACAGAAACUCAGAAGGCAUGGAUGGUUGUAACCUGCUGUGUUGCGGACGCGGCUACAACACAUUCAAACGAAAACUUGUUGAGCGUUGCCAUUGUAAAUUUUACUGGUGUUGUUAUGUGCGCUGUAAAACAUGUGAGCGGAUAGUAGAUGUCCACACGUGCAAAUAAUGACGUCAUCGGGACGUGAGGAUGACGUCAUUGACUCUACUGAAUGAUCUCCCCACAGAAAGUGCGUCCGCCCAUAUUGCCCGGGUGACGGAGAAGAAAACAUGCGAGAGAAUUUACCAAUCAGAAAAUGAGGAUAUUGUACAUCUUCCAAAAGGACCACCAUCUGAGCAAGGAUUACAUGUAUGGAUAUAACGUUCUGUCGAUGGGGACUUGCAUUUCUCAGACGAGGCACAGCGUGUUUGUGUUACUUAUGAGCUGCGGAGAACCCAAAGUUGCCAUGGUAACAGAACUACUUUCUCUACGAGGAAGCUAUAUACGGUAACUUUGGCAGUGAUGUGACAAUCACGGUGAUGUAAGGAUUAAAGGGCAGGUGACAAGUGGCAUUCACACAGCCAGGAGACGCUCUUCACCAUUAUCCGCUGUUAUAUUGGAAACAACGACACUCAAGUAGAUGCCACACAACAACAGUUCACGAUGACGAUGGUCACUGUUGACAAGUAAUUUAUGUAACAGUUCCUCAACUAGUGCUGAUUAAUUUCGAUUUGGUAGUUCUUCCACACUGCAAAGUGAAGUCACCGUAAAUUUGAGCUGAAUUUGUACAUAGAGACCUUCACAUCCGGGUUCCUGGCAUUUAGGAACAUUACUGCCACGCUGUAGAAUAUUAUCAACUUAUUUCAAAUUAAUGCGAGAAGUGUUUGUUUGUAUAUAGUUAAGACAGUAAUCAGUAAGUACGAGAUAUUUAUUUACCUUGUAAUAUAUUUGUAGAGCAAAAUACAGUGAACAGUUUACGUCAUGACAGAAGCACGUGCAGAUACCUACCGGAGACCAUGGACAGGGUUAAUCCAGGCUUAAUUCCGGUAAACCGGUUUAAUCUGGCUUGUCUCUAGCCGUACGUUAUAAUUGCAUUUAGUUUAUGUUUCUCUCAGGUAGAAAUCUCUUGUAAUACAGUGUUCACGGAUCCAUGAGACACAUAGAGUGAAUAACGAAACAUUGCGACUGGUCUACAUACAUUUGCGCAAACCAUUCACGAGAACACAAACAGGUAGUGACGCGCUUUCUAUGUCAAUUGAGUGUACAUAUUACUAGCAAGGAUUGUUGUCUCGAUCCGUGAAUUCAGCUGCCACUAGCAAUGUCCAAUGGUAACUGUGCGAUCUGUCUUGUUAUAUGGUUCCGUACUUGUAAAUAAUUUUGGUUAUAUUUAUGACCCAUUUAUCAUUUGAAUGUAACGUCAUGGCACCAUAUAUUCAUCCAACGUUAAUAUUGUACUUACCGUUAGUCGUAUCGCCUGACAACGGACACAGACUGAAGUUUCAGUAUCAAUUUGAAAUAUUUAUUUGAUAAUUUUUUCUUGCUCUGGAUAUGAUUGAUAUCUCUACCACAUAACAUGCAUAUUUAGAAUCAAACAAAUGCAUUUUUGCAAACAUUUAAUUUGUUCUGAGUGUCGCCUAUGCGCUGGGAUGACAAGUUAGUCGUCAGCGUUUCCCAUCUUCUGUCCAGUUGGAACUCACGGAAGCAGUGUUAUGCCUGAUGUUUGUUCGGAUAUGAUAUUAUCUAUGUGUUCAUCAUCAUCAGCAUUACGUCCUGUCUUAGAAUCAUCUCUGUUUGUGUUGUUUAUUACUGUUGCUAUGGUGAUCAAAUGGCUGUACUAUUUGGUCAUGUGACGUAUACUAUAUACAUGUAAGACUUGGUGUAUAGAGAAUUUGUACAAUACUACCGAGGGAUAGCACUUCCGAACGAGAACAGGUCACGUGACCCUUAUCUCCCUCAUUGGAUUAGGCUGAAGUUUUCGUCACAGCUAAACCGAAUAUUUGUUGUUGAAAAAGAGAUCUAUUUUCGCAUUUUAGCAUUUCUUUCUUAUUGAGUCUUAUUGAGGCUGUUAAUAUUUCUUUUAACGAUAUUCACGUGUACACCCUGAAGGUAAUGACACGUGUAGACUGUAAUAUGUAUUCUGGGCAUAAGACCAAGCAUAAUACUACAUACAAUAGAUAUAUUUCUUGAAAUGUUAUCAUUUUUUUACUAUAUACCAUGUUGAUUUUUUAGCAUAAAUGUGAUUGCUAAUUUCGGUUAUCAUAAUACUGUAUUCAGUCAUUUUAUUUAUUUUUAGACUACGAAACCUCAGCUGCACCCGGCAAGGUGUUGUCUGAAUAAACCAGGGUAUGUAAGUCAUUCAGAUGUAAAUAAAAUAUUAGAACACAA